CUGGUGGUUAAAAAUCUAGAACGACCUGAAAAUGUUGAUUAACAUGUAAAUUAGCGAUGCGAUAACUUAAUUAACAAGUCCUAAAACAAAUACUAAUAUAAGAAGGGGCCGUGUUGCAGUUGAAGUCAAUAAAUAUAUAUGUAAACAGGUCUUCAUCACAUUAACUAGUAAAGAAAAAUUUUAAAUAUGAGUAGAAAAUUAUUUAAAUUGUAUCAUUUACAUGAAAUUCUGUUGCAAUUUCUUAUUCAUUUCUAUUUUCCACCGUACCUAGCCCGCUAUAUAUAUAAAUGUUACAUCCUAGCUCUAUCAUUCUCAUUGUCAAAAAUCCAUUUCAUCCAUUAAAGCUAUAAAUAAGCUCUCUUUCAUCAUAUAUAUACUUCACAAAUCACAAUGACCAAUAACCAAAAUCGUCCCAACACAGUGAAAGAAAAAGAGUUAGAGAAGGAAAAAGAAAAGCUCAUGAAACUCCUUGGUUUGUCUCAUUCUAAAAUGUAUCUUCAUGAGCCAUCACCAUUUGAAAUUACUCCCACCCUAGGAAGCAACCUAGUUCCUCGGGAAAUAAAUACCAACAUCUUAGUUUACGCCAUUACUAUUGAUGUUGAAAUGGGUGCCGGAAGAUACCAGACAAAUAAUUUCCAACAUGGUAUCAGAACUAAUGUGAUCGAUGAUCUUGAGCUCCACACGGCAGCAAGGUGUGGAAACACCAAAGGAGCUCAAGAGGCGGUUGGUAAGAACAAGGGGCUGUUAUGUCACAAGGAUUCUCAGGGUGACAUACCCUUGCACCUCGCCGUGGAGAAUGGCCACAUGGAGUUGGCAUUUUUCUUGGUUAAGGAGCACCCACAAGGGUCCUACGCCUUGAAUCACUCUAAGAUCUCUCCUCUUUAUCUAGUUGUUUGUCGCAAGGAUUUGGACUUGGUCAAGGACAUGUUUUGUAGGUUGGCUAAAGAUGACAAAGCUCUUGACAAUUUAAAGAAAGGAAAAUCAAUUGUUCAUGUUGCCAUUGCAGAUAAUAACAAAGAAAUGUUGCAUACCAUAUUCAAAUAUCAACGCGAGCUAAUCAAGUGUACCAAUGAAGACGGAUUAACCCCUCUUUCUGAUGCAUCAUUAAAUGGUAAUCUUGACAUAGUUCGUUACCUUCUCAAAAAAUUUCCAAAUUCUAUAAGUUACCCCAACGACGAUAAGUCCAACCCCUUUCACAAGGCAGGCCUAGGAGGCCAUGUCGAGGUCUUAAAGGAGCUCUAUUCGAAUUCCAUAACUCGUGGAUUGUUGCUAGCCGGUGAUCAUCGUGGGCGAACUGUACUGCACCUUGCCGCUAAAGAACGCGACAACAAGUUGAGGGAUGUUGUCUCAUACUUGUUGAACCUAAAGGAGGGUAAGGACCUUAUCAAGAAGAAAGAUGAAAAUUUUCGUACACCCGGAGAUUUGGCCAAAAUGAGCUCAAACAAUCAAGUGGAACAACUUAUUAAGGGAAUUAAGCCUUAA
Chenopodium quinoa (quinoa) is the source of this 1482-nucleotide messenger RNA. Its product is annotated as ankyrin-1-like. NCBI's taxonomy places the organism in Eukaryota, Viridiplantae, Streptophyta, Magnoliopsida, Caryophyllales, Amaranthaceae. The record is from RefSeq and is a predicted model, not a curated record. The transcript has 2 exons. Gene Ontology annotation, molecular function: protein binding. Bases 391 to 1482 code for a protein of 363 amino acids.